Parnassius apollo (apollo) is the source of this 1401-nucleotide messenger RNA. Lineage: Eukaryota; Metazoa; Arthropoda; Insecta; Lepidoptera; Papilionidae. The record is from the annotation of a GenBank genome assembly.
AUGAACGAAGGUGUCGAGUCUAGAAAGGUGAAGCGCGACGAAAACGUAUCGUCCGACGACGAGUUAGGAACAGACACAGUUAUGCAUUGUGUCGUUGGUGGAGCUCAUGCAUUCAUUUUGAGGAUAUCCAGUUUUUUCGGUCUAGCACCGUUACGGUUUGAGUCACGUUGCAAUGGAUUCACCGUCUCCAUUUCGAACGCUAUGUGUAUCUACAGCUACAUCCUCGUUACAACCCUAGUAAUUUCUACGAUAUUCGGACUAGUGGCAGAGAUAAAUGUUGGCAUCGAACGCUCUGUGCGUAUGACGUCGAGGAUGUCACAAGUGGUCUUGACGUGCGACGUGCUCGUAGUAGUGGUAACCGCCGGUGCUGGAGUCUACGGUGCACCGAAGAGGAUGCGAAAUAUGCUUAAGUUUAUGGACAGUGUCGCUUCUGUAGACCAUAGCAUCGGCGCCUACUAUUCCCGUGCUACGGAGCGCAAAUUAUGUGGGAUAUUACUCGCAUUCCUAAUCUUCUUCUCUAUUCUUCUUGCCGAUGACUUUUGUUUCUAUACUCUGCAAGCUUCAAAAUUCGAAAGAGAGUGGAAUUUUGUGAUCAACUACAUCGGAUUCUAUUUGCUGUGGUAUGCGGCAAUGAUCAUAGAGUUGCAGUUCGCUUUCACGGCGCUAUCCAUUCGCGCGCGCUUUCAAGCUGUCAACGAUGUGCUAGCUUUGACAGCGAAGAUUGUUUCUGCGCCAGUAAGGAAAGUUAAUGAUCCGUCCACGCUUAACAUAUUGGCAAUUCGCGUGGCUGCUACAUCGGAACCGCGCCGCUGUGGCAACGUCAGUCUUCUUGUGGACAAACUACACGAGCGAGACCAUGGCGUUAUAAUUCGCAACACUGUGACUGGUGACCCUCGUCUCGUGGUACCUCCUUGCGAAGCGAUCCGCAGGCUGGCAUGCUUACACGGAGCGCUCUGCGACGUUGUGCAGGAUCUCGACCAAAGCUAUGGUCUGCCACUGAUACUGAUUCUGAUAUCAACAUUACUGCACUUGAUUGUAACACCGUACUUUUUGAUUAUGGAAAUCAUUGUUUCGACGAACAGGACUCACUUCCUCGUGCUGCAAUUCCUGUGGUGUGCAACGCACAUGCUGCGCAUGUUUGUUGUGGUAGAGCCAUGUCACUAUACAAUUGUUGAGGGUAAAAGAACAGAGGAUCUGGUUUCUCGGCUGAUGAGAACAGCGCCUUCUAAUGGCAGCCUACCGACGCGACUUGAAGUAUUCUCGAGACAACUUUUGCUACAGUCUAUCGCCUAUUCACCAAUGGGAAUGUGUACGCUGGAUCGUCCUUUAGUUGCCUCUGUACUUGGCGCUGUAACAACUUACCUCGUGAUUCUCAUACAGUUUCAAAGAUAUGAUAGUUAA